GCAGUGCUGUCAAAAAGUAAAAUAAACAUUUUGUUGGUUUAUAUUCUUUUAUUUUCGAUGUGAUUCCGUCUAAACUUCACAAAAUAAUCGUAGAUCGGUAAUAAGUACAAUAUGAUAGUCUGACGGUGUCCUGAUUUGUACAAUUCGUUUAUUUACUUAAGGCUUAAAAUCUCCUCGUUUGACAAAUUUCAUUGUAUUUGCGAUGUUUAACCCCGAUUUUAAUGACUACCAAUUGACUUCUAUAAUCACUGAGAGUUCUGGGGGCGUAGCGGUGGUUUACUCUGCCCUUUACAAGCCUAAUAAGCAGCAUGUGGCCGUUAAAAGAUACUUCGUUGAUAAUAGCAAGGAAAAUGCUAACCUUAUACAGCAAGACAUUCUAACCCGCAAAGAACUGCAGCACCAAAACAUUCUUCCAUACUUGACUUCUUUUGUCCACGGCCGAGAACUGUAUGUAGUGUCUCCUCUGAUGACGUUUGGGUCCUGUCGAGAUGUCCUGGACCGGUACUUCCAUGAGGGCUUGCCGGAACUGGCCUGUGCUAUAAUACUGAGGGAUGUGCUGCUAGCAUUACAGUACUUGCAUAAACAGUUGUACAUACAUAGAAGCGUCCGUGCGUCGCAUGUGCUAUUGAGCGAAAACGGCAGCGUGCGUCUGUCGGGUCUGCGGAGCGCGGCACCGCUCGUACUCCGCGGGCGCCGGCAGCGCCGCCUGCACACUCUGCCCCCGCCCGACCCUGACAACGCUAACCUGAUGUGGCUCAGCCCGGAGCUGCUGGAGCAGAAUUUGAAAGGAUACGACGAGCGUUCAGACAUCUACUCGCUCGGCGUCCUAUGCUGCGAGCUGGGCAACGGCGCCGUGCCUUUCGCGGAGGUUCCCACCACACUUAUGUUCACCGAGAAGGUGCGCGGCUCGCGUCCUCAACUCCUCGACUGUUCUACCUUUCCGCAACCUGCAGCCCAUGAAGUCAAAAAUAUGUACAAUACAGACACCGUAGGAGACAGCGCGGAGUGCGGCGUGGCGCGGCUGCGAGCGCUAUACUCGGCGCGAAAACUGUCCGACGCCUUCCACCACCUCAGCGAUCAGGCGCUGCAGAGGGACCCAGAAAAAAGGCCGUCGGCAGCACAGCUCCUGAACCACCAGUUCUUCAGGCAGAUCCGCAAGACUGACUUCCUCCCUAGCCUCAUCGGCCGCGUCAAGCCUAUCAAACCUGACCAAGAUGACAUGUCCGCUCUACUUUUACAAGAGAAACUGGCUGAAAUGGAGAUAGAGAAGACGACAGAAUGGGACUUCUAAACACAUUCUAUUGACAAUACAUAUAUGGGAACAUAGCUCUGCCCCUAACGGCUGAGUCGCAAAAACGUAUAUCAAUUACUAGUAUAGUAUAAAACACAAGUCAUCUCGACGGUUGCUUGACGUGAGUAUUGGAAAGAUUUGUAUUACUUAUUUAUUCGCAUUAGAAGUACCUCUUUGGUGCUUUUUAUGAAAACAUUACUGUCGAUUAGUGCAUCUUUCUAAGCGCAUAGGACUUGGCGCGAAACGCCACCGAAACGCCGUAGAAAUGUAGUCUGGCUCUGUCGCGCCAAUAUGCAAGAGCGAUAGAAAUAGAUAGCUACGAAAGAGAUAUUAUCGUGAGCGUUUCGUGAGCGUUUGUACAUUUGGCUGCGCACACUGGCCGAUUGAGUCCUUACAAAAUUAACUAUUAUGCAAAAAUGCAAUUUGAAUAUUAAAUAAUAGUCAUGUUUCAAAAAGAUAUAUAUACAAGGGGGUGAAUUACCUUAAAACAUUUAUUUAUACAUUUUAUUUUUAACUUCCCAAAUCGAACGUUAUUUAUAUUUGCCGUUCAUGGAGGAGGCCUACUUGAUGAUAUUAUAUUUGUUUAUUUCUACUAAAUUGAAAUGUAAACUAUAAUAUUUAUAAUUCUAACGUCACAUGAAUAAAUACGUUCAAAUUAAUGACGUGUCCAUUCUCAAUAAUAAAGAUGCAUAAUAUCAUAAAAUACUGCAAACGCAAUACUUUAUGAACAACACAAUCAAACAAACCAGAAACAAUGUUCUACGUAUAUUCAGUACGCUAACGUGAAUGGGAUCGGUGAUAGUAUCACAGUGACGGACUGUGCGCCAUUUUGUCACUCAUUUAAAGUCUUGAUAUUUCUGUUGGUCCAUCAAAGAUCAGAGGGCCUACCGCGAUCCAGGUACAACGUGUUCUUUCGCUGUCGCACUUGUUAGUUCAUAAGUAGGUGUGACUGGGGGGCGAGAACACGUUGAACGUGGUUCGUAGUAGGCCUCUUAUCAUUGCAAAUCCAGUUUAUCUGAAGGCAAUGACUAAAUUUGUUUAUCCCGUUUGAGUGGCUGCUGUAUUUCAAACCACAAACUAAGCGGCAGCUACCGUCAACGAGAGUGCAUUCUCCCUUACCUUUUCGCCGCCAUUAACUUGAUAUUUCAGUACAUGUCGUGCCCCACACGCUGCGACUCGAUAUGUUACAUGAGUUGCUUAGGUGCAAUUAUUGACAUGGCGUUGGUGAAACUUUAAUAUUUAAUUGACGUGGCGGAGAAAAGGUUAACCAAAUUACAUGUGUGUAGACUGUAGGGCUAUAUUCACAAUAGUAUAUUGUGCAACAAGGGAGGUAAGAGGGAUUUUGUCGACGAGUGUUAAAACUCGCGACAGCCGCAGGCUGGAGAGAGUUUUAGACACGAGUUUACAAAAUCCUUACCUCCUGAGUUA
This is a messenger RNA of Leguminivora glycinivorella, 2719 nucleotides long. RefSeq names its product STE20-related kinase adapter protein alpha (gene Stlk). Bases 203 to 1291 code for a protein of 362 amino acids. NCBI's taxonomy places the organism in Eukaryota, Metazoa, Arthropoda, Insecta, Lepidoptera, Tortricidae. Gene Ontology annotation, biological process: protein phosphorylation. Gene Ontology annotation, molecular function: protein kinase activity; ATP binding; protein serine/threonine kinase activator activity. The transcript is spliced from 7 exons. The record is from RefSeq and is a predicted model, not a curated record.